AUGUCCGACGAGCAGCCAACUGUAGCCGGAAGGCGUCGGACCCGUGGCGCUGCUGCGGAGGCACGUGCAGAGGCGCUUGAGCGGCUGAAGGCUCUCCGGAGCGGUGGUCGCCGGGACCUUGACUUCCAGGUUAAGGUGGACCAACCGAUCUACGAUACAGUGGACGAGGAUGAGUACGAAGCCCUAGUUGCGAAGCGCCGGGAAGAAGUCAAGGGUUUCAUAAUCGAUGAUAACGGUCUAGGGUACGGCGACGAGGGCCAGGAAGAGGAUUGGUCUCUCGCCGGUGUCCCCUUAUCAUCUGAAGAAUCGGAGGGAGAAUCCGAGAGGCCGAAAAGAAAGAAAAAUAGUAAUAAUCUGGAGAAAAAGGAGAGAGAAAUUACUAAAAAGCCCUCGGCCCUGCAAUCGGCAGCUGCACUAAUGGGUAGGCAGAGGAUUUCUAAUAUGUUCACAUCAUCAGUGUUUAAGAAAAAUAGGGAGGAUAAUAAAGCCACUACUUUGUCGUGCGAUAGUAUUGUUGAUGAAGUGAUUGCUGAGUUUGCGCCCGAUGAGAAUGAUAGGGAGAAGCGUAGGAGAGGGAAUCUGAAUAAUUUGAGGAAUUUUGUACCAGGUAAUUUGAAUGAUGCAUCGGUUAAGCUUGAGAAGACUGUUAUGGACGGUGUUAAUUUGAGCGUUUCAGAUGAAAUUCAGGAGAUCAAUUUUGGCGGCAGCCAGUCGUUGUUCCAUUUGAAACAGGGUGAAAGUAUGAUGGGUAAGGAGAAGGUUAUGCCUAAGGAAACUGAAGAAGGCAGGACUUUAUGUAAUGAAUCAAAAGAGGAAGGGAAGGAAAAUAAUGAAUCUUCGGAUAAUAAAAACCGGAAUGAAGAUAGUUUGUUGAACAGGGUUGAAGUAAAGGAGUCAGCUGUGGAGGAGGAGAAAAAGGUGUUCAGUCUCAAUGCAAAAAUUGAGGAGUCGAAGGAUCUGGAUUUGAGUGCUACUUUGGGAUGGCAGGCCGUAAGGAGUGCUGGAGAAUUUGUGGUUGCUGAUGAAAAUGGACCAAACCAGAGCUCUAGCAACGAGGAAAAGACUGACUUUGAAGUGGAUUCCAAAGGGUCAUUGCCUUUCUACAUACUCGAUGCACAUGAGGAAAUUUAUGGUGCUAAUGCAGGGAACAUCUAUCUCUUUGGAAAAGUCAAAGCUGGAGGUACAUAUCAGAGCUGCUGUGUGGUUGUAAAGAACAUGCAAAGAUGUGUUUAUGCAUUCCCAACAGUUCCUUUUCUGCACAAUGAUACAAUUGCUAAGCUAGAAAGGGACGUUGAAGAGUCUCAAAUGUCACUCAAAGCAUUUAAAGAAACCAUGAAACGAGAGAAAGAUGGUGAAAAAUCCCGAAUGUCAUCCACAGAUUAUAAAGACAAAAUUGCAAAGCUAGAGAGAGAUGUGGAAGAGUCUCAGACCACUCUGUGCACUCAGCUGCAUGAGAUGGCGUUAGCUGUGAAAUCUGAAAUGGCAAAGCAGUUAGUGGAUCGCAAUGUUUCAAGUUUUAGCAUGGCACCUGUCAAGAGAAAUUAUGCUUUUGAACGAACAGACAUACCUCACGGGAAGAAUUAUGUCCUCAAGAUCAAUUAUCCAUUUAAGGAUCCAGUGCUGCCAUCAGAUCUCAAGGGAGAUCACUUCUAUACUUUGCUUGGAACUCAUAGCAGUGCCUUGGAGCUCUUUCUUGUUAAAAGGAAAGUAAAAGGACCUUCAUGGCUGUCAAUUUCGAAGUUUUCCAGCUGUCCAGCUCCUCAACGUGUGAGCUGGUGUAAGUUUGAGAUCACUGUUGAUUGUCCAAAAGACAUUAAAGAUCCAACUUCCUCAACAUAUACUUCAGAGAUUCCUCCAGUGGUUGUUACAGCAAUAAAUUUGAAAACCAUCAUCAAUGAUAAACAGAAUGUUAAUGAAAUUGUUUCUGCAUCUGUCAUUUGCUGUCACAAGGCUAAGAUUGAUACUCCCAUGUUGAGCUCAGAGUGGACUCGCCCUGGAAUGCUUAGUCAUUUUACUGUUGUGCGCAAAUUUGAGGGAGGCAUAUUUCCUAUGGGAUUUACCAAAGAGGCAGCUGAGAGAAAUGAAAAAGCUAGAUCAAAUGUCAUUAGCUUUGAAAGCAGUGAAAGAGCUUUGUUAAAUCGUUUGAUGAUCGAGUUGCACAAAUUGGAUAGCGAUGUUCUAGUUGGGCACAAUAUAUCUGGGUUUGACCUGGACAUCCUCCUCCACAGAGUUCAGGCUUGCAGAGUGCCCAGCACUAUGUGGUCAAAAUUAGGACGUCUCAAGCGCUCUGUUAUGCCCAAACUUAAUAAAGGAAGUUCCAUGUUUGGCUCAGGAGCAAGCCAAGGGAUCAUAUCUUGCAUUGCAGGCCGUCUCUUAUGUGAUACUUACAUAUGUUCACGUGACCUAUUAAAAGAGGUUAGCUAUUCCUUGACACAAUUGGCAAAAACACAGCUAAAUAAAGAUCGUAAGGAGAUCACUCCACACGAUAUUCCUCAUAUGUUCCAAAAUUCUGAAUCACUUAUGGAACUUAUUGAGUAUGGUGAAACAGAUGCGUGGUUGUCUAUGGAACUUAUGUUCCACUUGAGUGUUCUUCCACUCACACGUCAACUGACUAGUAUUAGUGGAAAUCUUUGGGGGAAAACUCUCCAGGGUGCAAGGGCUCAAAGAGUAGAAUAUCUGCUAUUGCAUGCUUUUCAUUCAAAGAAAUUUAUUGUCCCAGACAAGUUUUCCUCUCAAUCCAAGGAAAUGAAGACAACAAAACGUACACUGUCUAAUGGUGUUGAGGGAAGAGAGAUUGAUGAUGUGGAUGCUGAUGACACAAAUUUUAAUAACAAGCCUUUAGAGAUUGAUCAUGGGAAAACCAAAAGGGGACCUUCCUAUGCAGGUGGAUUAGUUCUAGAACCAAAAAAAGGUUUAUAUGACAAGUAUAUAUUGCUUUUGGAUUUCAACAGUCUUUAUCCUUCCAUUAUUCAGGAGUACAAUAUAUGUUUCACCACGGUUGAAAGAUUUGCGGAUGGAUCAGUUCCCCAUUUACCAUGUGCUAAAACCACUGGAGUUCUACCAGAGUUACUAAAGAAUUUGGUGGAGAGGAGGAGAAUGGUGAAAUCAUGGUUAAAAACAGCAUCUGGUCUCAAGGUUCAACAACUUGACAUACAUCAGCAAGCUCUGAAGCUUACAGCAAACAGUAUUUAUGGAUGUCUGGGAUUCUCCAACUCCAGAUUCUUUGCAAAGCCAUUAGCAGAAAUCGUUACACAACAAGGAAGGGAGAUUCUACAAAGUACCGUUGAUCUUGUUCAGAAUACUUUGAACUUAGAGGUUAUUUAUGGAGACACGGAUUCAAUAAUGAUUUAUAGUGGACUAGAUGACAUAGGAAAAGCGAAAUCAAUUGCAGGAAAGGUCAUUCAAGAGGUCAACAAGAAAUAUAGGUGUCUUGAAAUUGACCUUGACGGCUUGUACAAGAGAAUGCUGCUACUCAAGAAGAAGAAAUAUGCAGCAGUAAAAGUGCAGUUCAAGGAUGGCAAACCAUAUGAGACCAUUGAGCGGAAAGGUCUUGAUAUGGUUCGGCGUGAUUGGAGCUUGCUAUCAAAGGAAUUGGGAGAUUUCUGCCUCAGUCAAAUAUUGUCUGGCGGGUCUUGUGAUGAUGUUGUUGAAUCAAUACAUAACUCUCUCACGAAGGUACAAGAGGAAAUGAGGAAUGGACAAAUCCCACUAGAAAAAUAUGUGAUCACAAAGUCACUAACAAAAUCACCUGAAGCUUAUCCAGAUGCUAGAAAUCAACCUCAUGUUGAAGUAGCACUCAGAUUGAAGAAAAAUGGAUACAUCACCGGUUGUUCUGCUGGAGAUACAGUACCUUAUAUCAUUUGUUGUGAGCAGGGGAAUGGUUCUAGUGCCUCUCUAGGAAUUGCCCAGCGGGCUAGACAUCCUGAUGAACUGAAAAAAGACAAUGGAAAUUGGAUAAUUGAUAUUGAUUACUACCUGGCACAACAGAUUCAUCCUGUGGUAUCACGUCUAUGUGCAUCAAUUCAGGGAACAAGUCCAGCACGCUUGGCUGAUUGUUUAGGUCUUGACUCAUCAAAGUUCCAGAAUAAAUCAAGUGAAUCUCUCAGCAAUGAUCAUUCAAGCUUGCUUCUGUGUGCGUUAAAUGACGAGGAGAGAUAUCGUGGUUGUGAACCUUUAAUUUUGUCAUGCCCCAGCUGCUCGAGUACCUUUAAUUGCCCACCUAUUUUUAGCUCUAUAUGUGCUUUAAUUGCUCAAAAGCCGGCAGACGCACAAGCCGGAUCUGCUAGUAAUUUUUGGUUAAAAUUGCGCUGUCCAAAAUGCCCAGAGGAAGGUGAUGGAGGAAGAAUGUCUCCUCCUCUGAUAGCUAACCAGGUAAAACGGCAAGUUGAACGGUUCGUGUCAACAUAUUACCAGGGCCUAAUGAUGUGCGAUGACGAGACUUGCAAUUAUUCUACUCGUAGUCUGAAUCUGCGAGUACUUGGGGACUCAGACAGAGGAACUGUUUGUCCAAACUAUCCCCGCUGUAACGGACAUCUUUUAAGGAAGUACACGGAAUCCGACUUGUACAGACAACUAACUUAUUUCUGCAACAUUCUUGAUACCGUACGCUGUAUUGACAAGAUUGAGAGUACUAAUAGAUUAACAGUUGAGAAAGAGCUCGCUAAGGUGCGUCCUGUGGCUGAAUUGGCAGCAUCCACAGUGCAGAAAAUCCGCGAUAGAUGCGCCUACGGGUGGGUGCAGCUGAAAGAUUUAACUGUUACCAUUUAA
This is a messenger RNA of Fraxinus pennsylvanica, 4767 nucleotides long. The record is from the annotation of a GenBank genome assembly. NCBI's taxonomy places the organism in Eukaryota, Viridiplantae, Streptophyta, Magnoliopsida, Lamiales, Oleaceae.